Molecule: messenger RNA, 666 nt
Organism: Nannizzia gypsea CBS 118893
Lineage: Eukaryota; Fungi; Ascomycota; Eurotiomycetes; Onygenales; Arthrodermataceae
Exons: 1
Coding region: 1-666 (221 amino acids)
Source: RefSeq, a predicted model, not a curated record
AUGCCGUGGAAAGCCGAGCCUCCAUGUCCUGUCCUUCGCUUGUCCAUGCUUCAAACGCGGCGUCUGCCUCUUCCACUACCUUGUCUACCCCCAAGACCAGCGGAGAGGACUACAAGUCGCAGUACCGCAAGACCAAAUCGUUCCCCAUCGAAGAGACAAGCGGCACGAAAACGCCAACCCCUGGCUCCGACAUCUGUCCCCGCCCGUGGCCCUUGCCCUGACAAGACUCCUGCUCCUGCUUCUGCUCCUGUUCCUGUUCCUGCUCCUACUCCUUCUCCUACUCCUGAUUCAGCUCCAGAGGCCCUCCCGGUAGCCAAAAAGACGGAGCCACGAUCUCUCUCCCGCACGUCAACCGCGCCUCCCAACCUACAGCUACAGCCCCAAGCACAAGCCCGCAAACUAAUCAAGCGAAACCCUUCCGCUCCCAAACCACGCAUCGCCUCUCGUCACACCAAAACAGCCCGCUCAAUGUCCUUGGUCGGUGCUCCUCCGCCUUUGCCGACCUCAGACCCAUCCUCGCCUCCUCCCCUGCCGCGUGCUAUGUCAGUGCACAUCCCGUCGCGCACGGCGUCACCCGUAGCCACAGGCCAGGGAGCAGAUCGGUCUAAAAAGCCCCGUCUAAACUCCUUGUGGUCAGGGUUAUUCCGGUUAAGGGUGUCGAGCUGA